This is a messenger RNA of Eurytemora carolleeae, 1621 nucleotides long. Its product is annotated as F-box/WD repeat-containing protein 9. Gene Ontology annotation, molecular function: protein binding. The coding region runs from base 77 to 1336 and encodes 419 amino acids. The record is from RefSeq and is a predicted model, not a curated record. The transcript has 10 exons. Lineage: Eukaryota; Metazoa; Arthropoda; Copepoda; Calanoida; Temoridae.
GUAUUGGUUUCAGAAGUGAAUAAAUGGAAGCAAGGAAGUUCCUUAAACUAGUCUCCUUGAAGUCCCAGAACUAAGUAUGGAUGUAUGCGAGGUGGAUGAUGUUAGUCUCCGACUAACCGAUCUUCCAGUAGAACUCCUUCUUCAUAUUUUACAGUAUUUGGAGGUUAAAUUCAUAUCAGAGGUUCUAUCUCAGGUCUCAGAUAUUUUCAGGCGUAUAGCGGCGGACGAUUCGACCUGGCGGAUUCGAAUACAGAAGAGAUGGCCUGGUCAAUAUCCUGCCCUUCCUUCCCAACAACCUAUUAGCUGGACCAGUGCUUGUAUAGAUCGUGAGGAAGAGAGCAAGAUUUGGAGAAAGGGUGCCGGGACUGAAGUUGAUGGAAAGGGUGGAGAUGAACCGGAUGUAAUUGGUGGAUCUGGAGCUGAUGGAAUGAAAAUGAUGACGAACUCCAGGUCCCACUACGCUGGCGUGGACGCGGUCCAUGUCAUGAAGAACGUAGUUGUAUCAGGAUCCCGGGAUAGAUCAAUUCUCCUGUGGCCGACCAGCGCUGAGGGGAUGGAGCUUAAACCUUUGGCAAAAUAUUUUGAUGCGCAUAAAGGUUGGGUUUGGAGUUUCUGCAGUCAAGAUGAUUUAUUGAUUUCUGGAGACUGGGACAGCACCAUGAAGUUUUGGACGAUGUCAGCAAGUGGAUUGACGGAAAACAGAGCUGGAGUUAGAUUAAAAACAGCAAUUUUAACCACGGAUAUUCAUGAAAACAGAAUUGUUGCUGGAACCUUUGCUAAUAAAGUUGUACAACUGGAUGCUAGAGAGGAAAACAAACAACUCUCAAUCUACAAGAGUCACAGUAGACCUGUCCUCAAGGUUAAAAUAACAUCGGAACGUAUCCUCAGCAUCUCCGAGGACUCUACCCUGGUUGUAUAUGACCGGGUUGCUGGAAAGAAGAUGAUGAGGGUUGAGCUACCUCGUUCUCAUCCGUCCUUGGAGCAUCCUGGUCCAUCCUUCCCUCUUAGUAUGGAUCUAUUGGACAACAUGCUUUAUAUCGGAGACAGUACUGGAAAUCUCCACCUAAUAGAUACUACUCAUGAUUCCUUCAGUCUGGUGGAAACAUAUAAAACAGGACAUUCUGGUCGUGUAACCUCGGUUGUAUGUGGAUAUGGGAGCUAUAUAACCUCCUCUAGUGAUGGUACUGUUAGGAUUCAUCAACCCUCUCGAAGAAUGGGGUUAAUCACAGAGCUCCAGGUUCCAGAGUGUGGACAGGUUACCUCUAUUUCAUACAGAAACCAGAUUCUAGCCGCCGCUGGGAGUAAUAACACAGUCAGUAUCUGGUCCAGGUUCUAACUGCACCAGGAGUUAUCUGGUUUAGGACCCAGCCGUACCAGGCAUUAUCUGGUCGUACCAAGAGUUAUCUGGUCCAGGGUCACGCCGUCUCAAGGAGUUAUCUGGUCCUGGUUCUAGCCGCCGCACAAGGAGCUAUCUGGUCAAGGUUCUAGCCGCACCAGGAGUUAUCUGGUCAAGGUUCUAGCCUCACCAGGAGCUAUCUGGUUUAGGUUCAAACCGCACCAGGAGUAAAAAUUCUCUUGAUUUCGGACUUGGAUUUAAGAAUACAAUCAUACAAAUCUAAAA